UUGAUUUCCUUAUUUCUGUUUCUUUAAUAGCAACAAAUUAACGGCACUUCAUAAUAACUAAUAACUAAGCCACGUCAAGGCUGUAACAGUGAUAUUAUUAUAAAUCACCAGCUUGGAUAUUUCCAAUGAAAAAGAAGAAACAGGAGGAAAAGUCUAUUUGAAAUCAGUUGAUAAUCCUAUAGCCAUAGUCGUGGGUCCUUUCAUUUGUACAAAUCAGUGUAAUUAAAACUACAAGCCCCAGCAGGCCUUGCAGCCAACCACUCCCAGCUCAGCCCGUCCCUAUGAGCAGCAGUAGCAGCAGGAAUGUGACAGGCGGAGGAGAGAGAGAGGAGAGAGAGGAGAGAGAGAGCAGAAGCGCUGGAAGUGACAGUUGGGCAGAGGCGCGCGGGACGGGGUGACAGAGAGGAGGAGACGCAGGGCAGUUGUUGACACAGCAUGGCUUGCAGCAGAUCCGAUGCAUAGAAGAUGUCCAUGGCUUGUACGGAGCUUUUACAUAUUGCCGGAAAGACACAGAAGCUCGAUGAAUGCAACAAUGUGGACUGGGACUAUAAUGGCUGCAAAAAUGACAUCAGCGACCCACAGGCUUUUUGUUAUGAGAACCACCAUAUGUCUUUUGCAGCCUCUCCCAGCCAAUAUGAGUCUAUACCGUUGGACCCAUCAGAAGAAACCCAGGAUCUGCAGUACUUUCAAAAUGUCUAUGGCAAGGAUGGGAAGAAGGUGUGCUGCAUUGAAGAACUAGAGACUUCUUUUACAUAUAUUGAUGAAAAUGUCAAUAUAGAGCUUGUAGCCCAUCAUCCGUCCAAUAAGAAUGGCCACGGGCCUGUAUGUCAUAGUUUGGAUAGAGACAUCCAAUCAGAAGGGAUCCAGGAAACCUCUAUAAUGUCAGAUGAUGAAGGUGUAUCUGAAGCCUCUGGGAAGUCUGUAGAUUAUGGCUUCAUCAGCGCAGUGACUUUCCUAAUAACCGGUGUUUUACUUGUGGUCAUUUCCUACCUGGUCCCUCGGGACAGCCGAUCAGAUCCAAACAUCACGUCUGCCAGGCAGAUGGAACAAAUAGAGAAAAAGAACGCUAUCAUUGGUGCCCAUUUGGACAGAUGCGUGAUUGCGGGCCUGUGUUUGUUAACCCUUGGUGGCGUGGUGCUUUCUGUUUUAUUAAUGAUUUCGAUGUGGAAAGGGGAAUUGUACAGGAGAAAAGCACUGGCAGCCAAGGACUCGGCAAAACUCUAUGGUUCCAUUAAUUUCAACCAAUCCAAGUCAGGCGGGAAUGAAAAUGCAAUGGUUCAGGAAGAAACCGUUGACAUUGUUGCCUAGACUGUCUGCAUUUUGGUCAUUUUUUUUACUCCUAAGUAACGACGUACACCGAGAGUCAAAAAGUAGAAUAUUGUUUACAAAAAACUGCUACGAUCCAUGUUCUAUUUAGCCACCUGGUACUACUGACAGUCAUUGAACACCACCCUUUGUACAGUGAUUUACUACUAACCACCACAAUCCAGACUAACAGUAGAAUGUUUGGGUAUAAUGAAGGCUUAUGUUGGUUUAUAACGUUGUAUUCAGUUGUUUGGGUGUUGCGUGAAAUGGAAUAAAAUAUAAAGAGUGCAUGCUU
Messenger RNA from Xenopus laevis (African clawed frog), 1600 nucleotides. RefSeq names its product transmembrane protein 74 L homeolog (gene tmem74.L). NCBI's taxonomy places the organism in Eukaryota, Metazoa, Chordata, Amphibia, Anura, Pipidae. The coding region runs from base 466 to 1308 and encodes 280 amino acids. The transcript is spliced from 3 exons. The record is from RefSeq and is a predicted model, not a curated record.